Molecule: messenger RNA, 1362 nt
Organism: Anneissia japonica
Lineage: Eukaryota; Metazoa; Echinodermata; Crinoidea; Comatulida; Comatulidae
Product: apoptosis regulator BAX-like
Exons: 2
Coding region: 142-894 (250 amino acids)
Biological process (GO): regulation of apoptotic process; extrinsic apoptotic signaling pathway in absence of ligand; intrinsic apoptotic signaling pathway in response to DNA damage
Cellular component (GO): mitochondrial outer membrane
Molecular function (GO): protein heterodimerization activity; protein homodimerization activity
Source: RefSeq, a predicted model, not a curated record
CAGCAUAACUGAAAGGCAACCGGCCUAACAACUGUUUGUUGGCGUAUCGUGUAUGAGGGGAACGGACGGACAUUUUUACGUUUGUAGCCGGCGAAAUUUUUAGUUUGUCUCCGCCCACGUUUCUUGUAUAGUUUAUUAUAAAUGAUUAAUCAAUUAUCAAAGAUGUCAGCGACGUGUUUGACGGAAUCGCCGGUGAAGAAAGAAGCGGUUUCGAACGCAUAUUUUUCGAAUUCAAAACAGCAAAGCCACGACGAAGACAGCUGUAGCAGUGCAGACAUGUUGCCCUCCCCGACGCCAUCUGCUGCCAGCUCAGACGAAUCAGAAGUAGACGGGCCAAAGUAUAGAACACUAAGGGGGAAUAAUAAGCAGGAUGGAGAUGUUGAAAGGAUGGCGAGAGAACUUGCAAGAGACUUUAUUACUUAUAAGGUAGGAGGAAAUUAUAAGCUAUCAUCGGAAUAUGCGGAAACACUGCGAAGGAUCGGCGAUGAAGUGGACAGCAAAUAUGAUAUUUCUCUUAGUGGGAUUGUAAGGAAGUUGAAGUACAGCCCGGAGCGUGAUGGAUCCGAUGGAUUUACAUCAAGUUUAAACACCAUGUUUGAGGAAGGUCCAGUUAAUUGGGGACGUGUUAUUAUGGUUUAUGUAUUCGGUGCCAGAUUGGCCAAAUAUUGUGUUGAGAACAAUCUUGGUGAUCAAGUAGAAACAUUAAUCAAAUACACAGGAGAAUAUGUAGCAAUUAGAUUGUCUGGUUGGAUUAAUAAACAAGGAGGAUGGGAUAACUUCGUUUUGAACUUCAGGCGGAAAGACUGGAGAGAAGAUUUAACUUUCAAGGCCCUUGCCAUAACUGGUGCAUCAUGUGGAGCCCUUGCGCUCCUAAGGCUUUUCACUAAAGCUUGAAAAACUACUAGAAAAGCAGCCAUCUCUGUGAAUUUGGAUGAUAUCAUAAUGGACUAUAACUUUAAAGAUAAAACAUAUUCCUGUGAUUUGGAUAAAAUUUGACAAUUAUAAUUGAGAAUUGGUCACAUCACAUAUGUAUUUGAUGAAAGGAAAGGAACAUGAAUUUAUCAUUUUAAGACAAAAUAUAUAUUCUAUGAUUAUAGCAUCCAGUGACUGUGCAAUAAAAGCAGCUUUUCCACAUCUCAGUAAAGUGUAGCACAUUUUGGUUUUGCUGUUUUGUUUGAGUUCAUAUUCUUUUCUUGAAAGAAAAUUGUUAGCCCAUGAUUUUAGAGUUGAUAAUUUUUCAUACACAGAUUUUCAAACAUAGAAAUCUGAUUAUUCAAUAAAGAAUUUGUUAUAAAAACUUUAAGAGAUAUAUAAAUUUUUUUUGUUUGUAUAUAAAAUAAAAGUUUUUUAAAGAAAAUCGUA